Anisakis simplex (herring worm) is the source of this 448-nucleotide messenger RNA. NCBI's taxonomy places the organism in Eukaryota, Metazoa, Nematoda, Chromadorea, Rhabditida, Anisakidae. The record is from the annotation of a GenBank genome assembly.
AAUCUACACGAAGAGUUGUGGCUCGAGCUCGGGUUCGGGGUCGAAUUCGCUGAAUCCGAUUUUGGGAAUCGAACGGAAAACAAGCAAAUUGAUUCUAUACAACCCGGGCAGUGCUACGGAGGGUGGUGGGGGGAAUGGCGCGUCGUUGGAACUCGAUAAGAGUAUAUUCAUAAGCGAUACAAUGAUACGGAGGGAUCUACGUGACAGCGGGGUGGCAAUAUGCUCGCAGAAUAUCAGUGCGCAGUUUAGUGAUAAUUUCGACUUCCAAUUCCGAGAUGACGUCAUUCGGGAGAUUAUUUUAAAUGAGGAGAUUUUGGGAUUGCAUAUUCAUGUGGACGUGUUGCCGGAUAGUGUGGCUGCGUUCACGGUUAGGGAUUACGAAGGGUUGAUACGAGCGAAUCGUCUGAUAUUGCAACGAUGGUUGACGCCACUUUUACCGGGGCGUGCG